AUGCUACCAUAUUCAGAGGUCCCCAAUACUCCUUGCAGCUCCAUCUCUAUGGACUUUUUCGUUAGUUUGCCAGAAUCUGAAGCCUAUACCCGUAUCGGGGUUAUUGUUGAACGCUUUACAAAAAUCACCUACUUCAUACCGCUCAAGACCGAGGCAACAAUCAAGGAACUUUCGCAGAUAUUCCUUCAAGAAAUAUGCCGACUACAUGGACUAUCCGAAUUAUUCAUUUCUGAUCGGGACUUCAGAUUCGAAAGCAAGUUCUGGCAUUCAUUGAUCAAGCUUCUCGGA
Morchella sextelata is the source of this 288-nucleotide messenger RNA. RefSeq lists its product as uncharacterized. Gene Ontology annotation, molecular function: nucleic acid binding. The record is from RefSeq and is a predicted model, not a curated record. Lineage: Eukaryota; Fungi; Ascomycota; Pezizomycetes; Pezizales; Morchellaceae. The transcript has a single exon. Gene Ontology annotation, biological process: DNA integration. The annotation marks the transcript as partial.